UGUUAACAUGUAACCUAUAAAUUAGUAAACGAGUAAAAGUCUUGUUUUAAUUUACAACUAAAAAUUAUUAAUAACGAUAAAGGUUUAACUAAGAUGAAAUUAACAUAAACUCAAAUGGUUGUUUGGUGUUACUGUGAAUAUGUUUUAGAACUGCAUGAAAUAAACUUCAAAGUUGUUGAUGUAUUUAUCAACUCAUAACACAACAGCAACAAAAUAAGGAUUUUAUAACAAAAUCAUUAAAAUGUCUACUAGUGAUCAAAUAAACUAUAAUAUGGAGCCAAAUGAGGGUGCAGUAGCAAGUGGAGAAACUCAUAAUGUAGGUCAGGCACAAGUAAAUGUGAGCAAGCCACCUCAAGCAGCACGACAGACAAAUUUACAAAGAAUACAACAUAAUAAACAAACAGUUCUUAGCUACCCAUAUGACAAUAAACUGUUUAAACUUGCCUGUUACUCUAAGUGCCAAGGAAGCAAAUGUGACUGUACAGGAUGGAAUAGGACUGAAAGUACUACUCAAACCCAUUCUUUUAAUGAUCCAUGCCGUUGUGAACAUUCACUUGAAUUACAUAUUUCUCAUUUGAGAAGUAAGAGUGAACAAGAAAUCAACAGGCUAUUGAGUAUGGUUGUUGAUGUUGAAAACAUGUGUAAGGCCAUGAAUCGAGAAGAAAAUUCAGAGACAAAGAAAGUUUAUAGUUACUUGUAUAAGUUACUUCAAAAGUGUAUUCUUACACUUGAUGUGCCAGUCGUGGAAGGACCACUGGGGCAGCCACCAUUUGAAAAACCUUCUAUUCACAAAGCAGUCACGAAUUUACUUAUUUAUAAAUUUUCUCAUUUAGCUCAACAAGAAUGGAAGACAAUGUAUGAUUUAGCAAAACGGUUUCUGCAUUAUUUAAAUACAUGGGAUUUUCCAUCUCCAAGUAUCCAGAAAAACAUUGUUAGCCAAGAAGAAGCCACGGUUUAUAUAAUUGCAUAUACAAGAUGGUUGGUUUUUUGCCAUGUUCCUGCUUUCUGCGAUUCAUUGAGACAUUAUGACACCACUCAAGUUUUUGGUAGAACCUUUUUAAGGGCUGUUUUUAAAUAUGUUAGAAGACAAGUGAUGAACGAAUUUCAUCAAGAACGCGAACGAAUGCCUUUGGAAAGGAGGGUGAUGAUACUGACCCAUUUUCCGCCGUUUUUAAAUCAACUUGAUGAAGAAAUUUAUGCCCCUUCAUCCCCAAUAUGGGAUCAAGAUUUCAAGCAAACUCCCUCACCUCAUCUGCAAUCUUUACUAGAAAGCAAGUCAAAAAAAUUAACAUUAAUGAAGAGGGCUGGUGAGUUUGAAAAACUUACCCCUACUGAACGGGAGGGCUACACAAAUUUACAGAUUAGCUCUGGCUCAACUAUUGUUAAGAAAAGUCCUGACACACCUCCUAAAGACUCAAAAAGGCGUAAGGUGGCUCAAGAUGAACAAUUUGAGGACAUCAGUGCUGAUACAGUUGCCGAAAUUAUUGCAACUAUUGACGAUCCUAAUUACAUGACUGGGCCUGAUGUUGUUUUUUCCGAAAAUGCUCCAGCCAGAGACGAACCGCCAAAAUUAGAAGAAAAGCGCAAAAUAAUUGAAUUCCAUGUGGUAGGCAACAGCCUCACUGCCCCUGUUACUAAACAAACAGUGCUUUGGUUGAUUGGUUUACAAAAUGUCUUUUCACAUCAGUUACCAAGAAUGCCUAAAGAAUAUAUUACUCAAUUGCUGUUUGAUCCGUAAACAAGAAAGCUCACGCUUUUACGCAACAAUGGAACCUCACAACCAUUAAAUGGAUUUAUUUAUUACAUUUGCGAAACCCAAGGCUUUACUGAAAUUGUUUUUUGUGCAGUAACGUCAAGUGAACAGGUCAAAGGUUACGGAACUCAUUUAAUGAACCACUUAAAAGAUUAUCACGUUAGAAAAAAUGUUUUACAUUUCCUCUCAUAUGCUGAUGAAUAUGCAAUAGGAUAUUUUGAAAAGCAAGGUUUUUCAAAGGACAUUAAAAUAUCAAAACCAAUAUACCAGGGAUACAUUAAGGAAUAUGAAGGUGCUACAUUAAUGCACUGUGAACUAAAUCCUAGAAUCGUUUACACUGAAUUUACGUCGGUUAUAAGAAGACAAAAAGAAAUAAUAAAACAGUUAAUAUACAGACAACAAAGGACCGUGUCGAAAGUGCAUCCAGGAUUAACAUGUUUCAAAGAAGGUGUGAGACCAAUUCCUAUUGAAUCAAUACCAGGUAUUCAAGAGACUGGAUGGAGACCUCCAGCAAGGGCCACAAGAGGUGGUCAACAUUUAGAAGAGUCUCAAGAUGCAGAAACUUUAGCGAGUAUGCUCAAAAUUGUAUUGAAUGCGGUUAAAAAUCGCGAAGAUUCAUGGCCUUUUCGACAACCUGUUAACAAACUAGAGGUCCCUGACUACUACAAACACAUAAAAUAUCCAAUGGAUUUAAAAACAAUGAGUGAAAGACUGAAGAAUAGAUAUUAUUCUACAAGAAGGUUGUUCAUAGCCGAUAUGACUCGAAUUUUUACGAAUUGUAGAAUUUAUAACUCACCAGAGACCGAAUACUAUCAGUGUUCUGUUAGUUUACAGCAAUAUUUUCAAACGAAAAUGAAGGAAAUGGGCUUGUGGGACAAAUGAAAUUUAAAUACCUUGUUUUUAAAUGUAUAAUAACGAUUAAUAGAUCUCUGAAUGUUUAAUUUGAUAUUAAGUAUUCGUGUAAGAAUAAAUAGUUUCUUUAA
Messenger RNA from Agrilus planipennis (emerald ash borer), 2736 nucleotides. Its product is annotated as histone acetyltransferase KAT2A. Gene Ontology annotation, molecular function: protein binding; histone H3 acetyltransferase activity. The record is from RefSeq and is a predicted model, not a curated record. Lineage: Eukaryota; Metazoa; Arthropoda; Insecta; Coleoptera; Buprestidae. Gene Ontology annotation, biological process: positive regulation of transcription by RNA polymerase II; chromatin remodeling. The transcript is spliced from 15 exons. Gene Ontology annotation, cellular component: nucleus; histone acetyltransferase complex.